AUGUCUUUCUUUGAUAGUAUAAAAUCCAAAAUUGUGGAUAGUUUCAUACCAUUGUUGAGUAGGGAUGAGAAAUUCAGGCAGGAGUUCAAAUUGCCGGAUGGUGAGACUAUAAUCGAUGACCUAAAUGCAGAUGUAGCAUUUGCACAUGUGCAUAGUAAAAUGGCCAAGUAUGAUAGACAGAAGCUGAACUCUGGUGAUACUGGAAGUGCAGUGCAGUAUGCUUUUCCUGGUAAGAUCAUGAUGACGGAGCAUUACCUGGUGUUCAAAGAUGGAUAUGAUGGUGAAUCAUGUGUUAUGGUCUUGAACAUCUCAGCAAUCAAAAGGGUAGAGAGAUCGACCUCUAAUGCUUAUUCUUUUGUGUUGUUGGUUACCCUUUAUUCUGGCUCUCAGAUAUUGAUCCAGUUUGUAAGUUUGAGACAUAGAUCAGAAAACUUUUGUGAAAGGUUGAAAAAGAAUCUAAGGUCAAAUAUACCAAAUGCUAAACGAUUAAAGUCUUUUCUAGAUACUUGUUAUUCAGAGUAUUUGAUUUAUAAAAAUGUACUACGCGUUGAAGAUAUCAAACCGCCUAGAGCCGGACUGGGACAGCAGUACAAGUAUCCUGGAAGUCCUUCAAUUCAAAGAGAAAAAGCAAAGUUGAGACUUUGGUUCGAGUAUUUCAAAGACAAUGGAACUAAUUUAUCACUGGUGAGAAACCAUACUUUCAAAAAACUGAUACGUGUUGGUGUGCCGAAUCGUCUUAGGGGUGAAAUAUGGGAAUACUGUUCAGGUUCUAUUUACCUGAGAUAUCAGAAUCCCGAUGAGUAUCAAAAGCUACUUACUGAAAAUGCAGGGAAGACUUCCCAGGCGAUAGAUGAGAUUGAAAAAGAUUUAAAGAGAUCCUUACCCGAAUACUCAGCCUAUCAGACCACAGAAGGUAUUCAAAGAUUGAGAAAUGUUUUGACCGCCUAUUCAUGGAAAAAUCCUGACGUCGGAUAUUGUCAGGCGAUGAAUAUUGUUGUGGCAGGUUUAUUAAUUUACAUGUCAGAAGAGCAGGCUUUUUGGUGUUUAAAUAAUAUCUGUGAUUUAUACGUACCAGGUUAUUAUUCAAAAACGAUGUAUGGUACACUGUUAGAUCAGAAGGUUUUUGAGGCGUUUGUUGAAGAUCGGAUGCCUAAUCUGUGGGAUUAUAUAGUUGAACAUGAUAUUCAAUUAUCAAUCAUUUCCCUGCCAUGGUUUCUUUCUUUGUUUUUCACAUCGAUGCCUAUAGAAUACGCUGUCAGAAUUAUGGAUUUGUUCUUUUGUAACGGACCGAGAACAUUAUUUCAAGUUGCACUGGCGGUGUUAAAAUUAAAUGGAGAGGAAAUCCUCUCUGCGGAUGAUGAUGGUAUGUUCAUUGCCAUAAUUAAAAACUAUUUCCAGAAUUUAGGUAAAAGUGCUCAUCCAAACUCCAAGGAACCAAAAAUAAGAGAAAUAACAAACUUUCAGGAACUUCUUGUCACAGCCUUCAAAGAAUUCGAUGUUAUUACUGAAUCACAAAUUGCGCAAGAAAGACAUAAGCAUCAAAAAGAUGUUUUUCAAAACAUCGAAACUUUUGUAAAGCGAACACAGAUUCGUCAUAUGCCAAAAACCUACAACUUGUCUGACAAGAAUUUAGGAAAUAUUUAUGACUUAUAUUACCAGAGUGUUGAAACACAUAAAAUUAGUUUAGGUACUGGAUCAUCUAAUAUGGACUUAGAGUCCUUUGUUCAAUUCAUAAAAAAGGUGUGCAACUGGGCAAAGGAUUCUCAGAGCGAUCUAGACCCAUCCUUCAGACAGCAAAAAAGCGAAUUUCUUAAAAGAUUAUUCAAUAGGUGGGACUCUGCCAAAGUUGGUGAACUUACUUUGAAUGAUGUUGUGGAAGGUUUGGAUCAUUUACUAUCUCGCGAUAUGCUUGAAUCAAUAAAUUAUUUCUUUUCACUAUACGAUAAAGAUGGUGAUGGUCAGUUAGAUAAGGAUGAGGUCUUACAAUUAUCUGAAGGUCUUUUAUUGUUAACUGAUCCUUGGAAGAAUGGCAGUUUUGUUGAUUUAUUGACAAAGAAAAAGAUAGAGGACGAUAUUGCCGAAAAAUUGGUUCAAGAAAAUGGAGAGAAGGUCAUAACCAUGGAUGAAAUUUCAUUACCCUCAGGUGUCACUAUUGAUGAAGAAAAAUACAAGGCCGAGCAGUCAGAAAGGUACUUAAAAGCUGCAAGUAAUUUCUUACAGAGGGCAUUUGAAUAUGCAAAGUCGAUUGAGCUUGAUAGUGCAGUCAAUCUGAUAGAUUUAUCUGAUGAUGAGUCCGAAGGAUCCGAUGAAGAUGUAAAAAUAAAGAAGAAGAAGAAAUUUGAGGCGAUCAUGGCUAACCCUGCUUUAGACCCUUCACAUCCUAAAGUGCUGGAUUUAGCAACUUUUAGAAUGAUUAUACUAGCCGAUGAAACAUAUGAGCUAUUUUUUUCAGAGACCCUAAGAGACUCUAUAAGGAUUGAUGAAGGUAAUGAAAGCAAUAAUUACAGAACCAAAGCCUUGAGGAAUAUGUUUGAUGGUAUACUAGCGGAUGGUAAAAGGGUUGCAGAACAAGUACGUCGUCGUGUUGACUCAGUAGCCACUAGAUCAAGUAUUAGUUCAAAUGAUGGACCUACAUCCCAACUUUCUGCAACUAAUGAAAUGCUACCUAGUGCUGAUGAUAGAGCCGACGAUGUUGAUGACUUCACACAAGAAACAGGUGAAGAGCAGCAUGAAUUACUCAAUGAAACUCUACUAGAUAUUGAUGAUGAUAUGAAAAGUUCCAAUAAUAACCAACAGGAUAAAAGGAUUAGUGAAAUGCCAAAAUUGGACUCUAAGAAUGCCGAUCUGGUAGAGUUUGAAGCCGAUUAA
This is a messenger RNA of Nakaseomyces glabratus, 2868 nucleotides long. RefSeq names its product GTPase-activating protein MDR1 (gene MDR1). Gene Ontology annotation, molecular function: calcium ion binding. The record is from RefSeq and is a predicted model, not a curated record. Lineage: Eukaryota; Fungi; Ascomycota; Saccharomycetes; Saccharomycetales; Saccharomycetaceae.